AUGUUGAACUGCGGCCUCACGUCAUCAGUGGCGCGCGCUUCGAGCCUUGCUCUCCUUUGGAGCAUCAUUCCAGCCGCCCGCAGCCACGCCAUUCCACAGAAGACACAUACCGUCGAGCUUCGAGAGCUCAAUGUCUUGCCAUGGCCUCUCCCGACGGUGAUGCCCGAGGCCAACCACCUGCUUGGACGACAACUCAACACAGUCUGCGGAUAUGUAGGAGGGAACCCUGAUCUACCGGCCACCUGCUCUGCAGGUUCGCACUGCGCCAUUGAUGUCGAGCAUGGAGUUGUUGGCUGCUGCCCCGACGGCGGCCCUUGUACGCAGGGCGUUUAUACUGGAUGUGUCGACGGCAACAGCGAUCCCCAGACGGAAAUCAACCCUUACGUUUAUACCUGCGGAGGUGGGAAUGUGUGUUAUCAGAACCAGUUUGAUGGCGGCUACCACCAGUAUGGGUGCGGGUCGGCAUCUGACCUGGCGACGACGGUCGCCAUGUCUGCGUCGGGCAAACAAACGCUGGAUCUGACGAGCAUUAGUCUCGAGUUUACUGCGACUGCCACUUCUCUCUCAGAACCGACAACCCUCGGAACCAAGUCUUCGUCCAAGUCGGAUUCGAGCACUACGAGUUCUUUGAAGACAACUUCUUCGAAAACGAGUUCCACUGGAACGACUGGAUCGAGCUCUGACUCAAACCCUACUUCAACAGGCGGCGCCAAUGGCGGAGAUGGUGACAAGGACAAUGCUAAUGACGAAGCACCAAAGGACAGCAAUAAUUCGCCUCCUAUCGGUGCCAUAGUCGGCGGCACUGUUGGUGGUGUCGCCCUGAUCGCGCUUCUAGCCCUGCUCGCCAUUUUCCUUAUUCGAAGGAGAAAGGAACCCUUGCACGACGGGCCACAGAGAGAGCCCAAGUUCUCAAGUUCCGAUGAUUCUGACAACACGAAUGUCUUCACGCCUCUGCACCCAACCCAUGAACUGGACCGCUCUUACGCCCAAACCUACAUGAAUCCUGUAUUACCAGGGGAUGCUGUUUACGAGAAAAACCGGCAUCACCCAGGCAUGGAGCCCGUGCGAGAGGUAUCACCAAAUGACUACGUUUCGCCAAUUACGAUUGAUGAGCAAGUAAUGGCUGGUGGCCGAGGACGCGAUAUGGAAACGGAUCAGCAGCCCUUGAGAGAACCGGAGAACGCCUUCGGCUACAACGGGGCUUUGAGCGCAAUCUAUGAGCUGGACGACGACCCGCAAGGCACCUUGCAAGCGGCGCAAAACCGUUCGGUUCAACCUGAAGGUCCUUUGAGUGAACCCCAAGACCAUGACCCCACGAACGAUUCAUAUGAGAGUGCCAUCGACCCCUACACUAACCCUUACCGAGGCCGACGGGGCACUGAUUCUGGGUCCUUUUGGCAGCAAAAUCGCAGGACCACAAAAGAUGAGUGGAUAUGA
Molecule: messenger RNA, 1437 nt
Organism: Clonostachys rhizophaga
Lineage: Eukaryota; Fungi; Ascomycota; Sordariomycetes; Hypocreales; Bionectriaceae
Source: the annotation of a GenBank genome assembly